AUGAAAAUGUUCUUAGAUCUUGGUGUUUCGUCGAAGCGCUCAAGUUCAGGUUUUGAUCUUUUAGCCAGACAAAUGAUUAGGAACAAUGUGAAAAGCCAGAUUACAUAUGAACAGCCAUCAAGUUUACAAUUGAGAACUACAACUAUACUGCUACAAAAAAAAUUGUUUUGUAAAAUUUCCCAAUUGUUCGUAAAUGUAUAAUUUUUGCUUUUAAUGGCCGCUUGUUUCGAUUAGCCCCUAUGGUUAUUACAGGUGACCAGCACUACACCUAUAUAUCUGCCGUUAGACUCGUGUGCACGCGAGUCGGACGUGUUUUUGUGAGCUCCGCUUAUUUUAUAUUUUUCUACUCAUUAUCCACAUUUAAUCUUAUCCACAUUUUAAUAUGUUGAUACACGAUGGUGAUACCUAUCUUUGGACCGGUUCCUUGGCCGACUAAAAGUGCUUUGUUGAUGAAAUUUUAAAUCUUAAAGGGAAGUGGAGCUCUACGGCAAAGUCUGACCUUGUUGACCUUGUUAUUAAAUGGUUUGGCUGGCGGUCCCAGAAAUUUGUGAUUCAAGUAGACAGUGCUGUGAAUUUUUUAACACAGACGUUUGAGAGCUUGGUGAACAAGAGUAAAGGAAACAAAGCUGAUAGCAAGAAUGGUACUGAUGGAGCGAUUGUUGGCGAUGGCGAUACAGUACAUCCUAAUGUACUGGAGGUAUGUAAAUGUUCCUGCUCCGUUGAUCUAGAGGGCCUGAAGCAAGAAAUAACCAUUUUAGAAUCGCGAUUAUUUGCCGCAAUUUCCAAAAAUGAGCUUGAGUUAGAUAUUGAUCUGCUCAGAGUUAAACAGAAAGAAUCGGAAGCCGCUAUAAGACGCCAAGACGAUGUGAUUUGUACUCUUAACGAAGAGAAUCAAUUCCUUAAAGCAAGGCUGUUGGCUCUUGAAAAGUCGUUUCUCAAGAUAACUUAUAAUGUCGAUACAGACAAAGAACCUGGCUCAUCAGUUUACAAAGCCAAAGGUAUUGACAAAGCGGCCGCUUUUCAUGCCAGUGAACAAUCUAACAAAAGUAACCUCAGCUCAAUUAACACUGAAUUACUUAAUACCUCUCAUGACAAUAGUCUUGCGCGGCAUAAUAACAACGGACAACGCAAUGCCGAUGAUUUGAAAAAUAAUCAAAUUGACCUUGCAAAUGAUGAUGCUGUGUUUUCCCCAAAACAGCAGAACGAAAAUAAUACGCACAAAGGCAUAAAUUCGAACUUGCAAUCGGAAUCGCAGCAGUCAACCAACAUAGAAGGGAAUAAACCUAGAUAUGAUCUGUCCCCAAAAACCUCUCAUGACAAUAGCCGUAUUAGAUACGAUCCAUCUCUAAAAACCUCCCAUGACAAUAGCCUUAUUUGGCAUAAUGACAACAGCCAAUGCAAUGCCGACGAUUUGAAGAAUAAUCACAUUGACCAUGAUGCUGUGUUUUUCCCAAAACAGCAAAAUAAAAAUAAUAAACACAAAGGCUUAAAUUCGAACUUGCAAUCGGAAUCGCAGCAGUCAAUUAACAGCGAAAGGGAAAACCCCGAAUACAAUCCGUCUCUAAAAACCUCUGUCCCGUGCCCUUUUCUCAUACGCUGUGGUCGAUGUUUUAAAGGCGACCGAUGCGACUUUAAACACCCAAAACCAUCUGAAACACGGAAAUGCAUUAUACCAUGUCCUUUUCUGCAUAAAAGAUGGUACUGUCUGAAGAAAAAGAUGUGUGAUUUUUCCCACGACAAAUUAGGUGAUACGUAA
Molecule: messenger RNA, 1756 nt
Organism: Paramuricea clavata
Lineage: Eukaryota; Metazoa; Cnidaria; Anthozoa; Malacalcyonacea; Plexauridae
Source: the annotation of a GenBank genome assembly